Molecule: messenger RNA, 1032 nt
Organism: Cercopithifilaria johnstoni
Lineage: Eukaryota; Metazoa; Nematoda; Chromadorea; Rhabditida; Onchocercidae
Source: the annotation of a GenBank genome assembly
AUGAAGACUAUAUUAAGAGAAGGUAUGUCGGAAAAAAUGAAAAAUGUGGGCGGUUUAGAGGAAUAUUUGUUUAGUUGUGGAAUUUGGCCAAAUUUUUCAUUUGAGGAACAGUUGACUAAAGAAACCGAGGAAGAAAGUGAAGACGUUGACGAAGCAGCUCCUACUGAUGGAAUUCAUCAAGAAAAUUUAUCCGUUAGAGCAGGAUCGUUACUAAAAUCGUCUAUCCUAAGCGAAAAUGAACUAGCUAUUGAACGUAAACGAUCUGAGAUAUACAGAAAAAUGAGCAAGGUUUCUCUCGUGCCAGCAGUGGAUGAAAUAGUAAAUACUAUGCGUUGUUCGUCGGUUAAAAUGUCAAAGCAGUCUGUUUUGGACAUUUUGGGUCGUUUUAUCAGUAUUCAUAUACCGCUCUGGCUAGGUGUUAUUGCUAUACAAAUUGCACUGAUUGAAAUAUUUGAGAGUAAAUUCUAUCGCACAUUUUACUAUCAUCAUCCUAGAAUGAAGCAACUGGCUAUGGUCGUCGCUGUAAUAUUGGGGAUUUUCCAUGAGGUGAAGUAUACAUGGGUUGUUAACGAUAUUUUGGGUAUUGCAACAUCUUACGUUAUCAUUUCGCGUACUGAAACAGCAAGUUUUUUCGCUGGCUUCUUAUUUCUCCUUGGGAUGAUUUUGUUUGACAUAUUCUGGUUUUACUGUGUCGAUCUUUUCUCAACGGUGACGAAGCACCCCCAUUCACCAGUUAUGUUAACCAUUCCACUGGGAAAAAAAAGAAAGCCUGCUAGGAUUUCAACUGUUGACAUUAUAGUCCCAGGAAUUUUCCUAAAUAUCAUAUUGAAAUUUGCGGAAAUGUACGAUAUUGGAGUAUUCGUCCUAUCUUUUUACGCUUAUGUUUUCGGUUUUUUCGUUACUGAAUUGAUUACCUUAAUCCGGCAAAAAUCGACACCGGCAAUAGUUAUUCCGGGAAUUUUGGCAUUAUUAGCUUCUAUAUUCAGCGCUGACAACCCAUCUGAUUUAUGGCGAUUUGGAAUUAAACAUUAA